Paramecium pentaurelia is the source of this 1424-nucleotide messenger RNA. The record is from the annotation of a GenBank genome assembly. NCBI's taxonomy places the organism in Eukaryota, Ciliophora, Oligohymenophorea, Peniculida, Parameciidae.
AUGACAUCAGAGUACUCCUUGGAAUGGAAAUAUAUACCAGUCACAGGUAGUUUGAUUGAUCAAAAUUCAAAUAAAGUUAUAUGGGAUCUCAAAUCUGAAGAUUCGAAGUGGCCAAAAUAUUUAUUUACAGUCUCUAUUUCUUAAUAAAAAGAAUUCAUGUCUGAUCCUGAACUUGGAUGGAAUUGGCAUAAAUCAUGGAACUUACCUGACAUUAAUUACACAAUAAAUGUACUGACUAUUCAUGUAUAAAGUUUAAAAACAAUGAUACUACUAUGAGAGACUUUAGAGGAGGGAUUUUAGAAGUGUAAUUGUUUGUAAUCAAAAAGGGACUUAUUGCAAAUCAAUAUAUAAGUCUAGGAUUAAAUGGAAAUAGUAAAUAGGCAUUAUUUGAACCUUCUAUAACAUUUAGUGGAUUGAAAUUUGGAACCACAUCUUAUAAUAAUAAAGUAAUUUAGAAAUUUAAGUUUUUAAGCAUUCCAAGUUUAACUUGAUAUUUGUGUUAUUUUAUUCCAGAAAAGAGGAAGUAUUGAUCUUAGAUUCAUAAAUAUCUUCAGAUGUGUUUGUUGACUCUAGAAAUAGAAGUAAUCAUAAAAAUGGAGAAAUAUCUUAAGAAAUGUUUAUAGAUUUAUUUCCACCUUUAUUAAUUGAUUAAAUAUUGUAUAAAAGAGAAAAUGAGAAAUAACUCUCAAAAUUUAAUUAGAUUGAUAAUUCACUCCAAGGUUUUAUUAAUUAUUAUACUUCUCCUAAUAUUAGGAAUAAGAUUAAGCAUCCUCUGUUUAUGAUAAUGAGAUUUUCUAAGUGUAUUAAAUUAUUCUUAAUUGCUGAUUUUAUAAAAAAGUCAUAGAGUGUUUUAAUGCAAGUGUUAUCUCAUUUAAAUUAGGUCAAAUAACAAUUAAACCAGUCAAAAGAGAUGAAACUAUUAAUAAACAUUGAAAAUUCUAAUUAAAAUACAUUAAAGAAAGUAAAUAUUUAUAAUUAAAUUUUAGGUUCUAGAUAUAAUUAAAUAGUUGGAGAAUAAUUAUUAUGAAAUAUGUAUUCAAAGGAGUAACAUCCCAUCAAACUCAGUAGAAAUAACAGAUAUCUGCUCUUUAACAAGUGAAUACAAAAGGAAAUACAAACGAUUUAUAAAUCAUGCCGAAAAUCAAAAAUAUAAUGAAAAUUCCAAUACUUCAAAGACCCAAAAGAAAAAGUUAAAGUACACUUAGAAAAACCAUCAAAUAUAAUAGAAUUAAGGAUAAAUUAAUUUAAUAUCAUAAAAUAAAUAAUAAAAUUAAGAUGAUGAACAAAUAAAUAAAGAAUACUAAGUUAAAGAAGAAAGAGACUUAGAAAUGAAUCAAUAAAAGGUAUAAGAAAAAAAUAUUAUUUCAAAAGAUAAGUAUUUUAAUAUUUAUACUUUAGAAAUUUGUUUAUUCACCCUUAUAUGA